This is a messenger RNA of Suillus discolor, 1103 nucleotides long. RefSeq lists its product as uncharacterized. The transcript has 10 exons. Bases 245 to 820 code for a protein of 191 amino acids. NCBI's taxonomy places the organism in Eukaryota, Fungi, Basidiomycota, Agaricomycetes, Boletales, Suillaceae. The record is from RefSeq and is a predicted model, not a curated record.
CGACUCGGACGAGCAGCUUCUUCCGCAAAACGACGUCGUAGGACUCAUCGAAGAGGAGAAGAUCAAUGUUGAACCUUUGGCAGAGCUGCCAUCUGGGAUCUCGAAUGCUGAACCUUCAUGGCCGUCGGGACCUUUGGUACAGGAAAGUACAUCCAAUGUUCCACCAGUCGACGAUUUAACUCCCGAGGUGACAAAGCUUGAGGCAGAGACGGACCAGCCAACUCUAAGCGAAUUAGCAAAUGUCAUGAAGCAGGUAUUAGAUGUCCUCCAGGACUCGACGAUUGCAUCGAAGAGUGGAAAGGACGAACGGUCUCGUUUCUGGGGGGUGUACAAAAGAGUCGCAGAGGAACACGACAGCGAGUUCCUCGAGCGAUACACUACUGACAUGGACAUCGUCCUGAUCUUCUCUGGUCUUUUCUCCGCUGUCAGCACGUCUUUCAUUGUCGCGAUGGAGUCAAAUCUCAGUCCCGACCCCAGCGACACCACGAAUGCCCUUUUGAAGCAACUCGUACAAAUCGGACUCGGCAAUCUCGCUGAGGCAGGCUCCACUCCCGUAGACCCAGCAUCUACGUGGUCUCCGACCACGCCAACCUUAUGGAUUCAAGCGAUCGCAUAUGCGAGUUUGUUCAUGAGCUUACUCGCUGCAUUCGGGGCCGUGCUGGCAAAGCAGUGGCUGGGGUACUACAAGUCGAAUAGAUAUGGCCGCGGCUCGCAGGAGGAACGAAGCAAGCGCAGAACUCUCUUCUUCUCUUUGGGAUCGCUCUUGGCGCUAAUUUGUGGUACGAGCAGGCGAGCAUCGCCUGGGUCGUCAUCGGAAUGACAGUUUUCGGAUUUCUGUUUCAUUCCCUGACUGUGAUGGCGUGUUUGAUAUCUCCCGCUUGUCCAUUUCAGACACCGGUAUCAACGUUAUUACACGUGUUGCGCAUCGACAGUGCUCUACACCUGUGGUUCAAACGAACUUUCUGUUAUUUCCAGUGGCUCAUGACGUCACUGCAGGGCCUGCUGGGACGAUUGCUUAGUAUUAUCAGAUCGGGAUGGACCCGAUUGUCUGAAGUAUUUAGAGGCCCUGUGCAUGCGGUAGGUACAUUCACAUGAUGAUCUCU